Copidosoma floridanum is the source of this 2437-nucleotide messenger RNA. RefSeq names its product liprin-beta. Gene Ontology annotation, biological process: neuromuscular junction development. Gene Ontology annotation, cellular component: presynaptic active zone. The record is from RefSeq and is a predicted model, not a curated record. Lineage: Eukaryota; Metazoa; Arthropoda; Insecta; Hymenoptera; Encyrtidae. Gene Ontology annotation, molecular function: protein binding.
AGCUUUUCCUCGCUCGUUAUGAGAAUGAGCCUAUUUCUAACGAUUUUCAUGCGUUAAAUCAAACGUGUUUGGAGUUUCCACCUGUAGACACGAGACGUACAUCAAGAUAAGUUAUGGGCAAAGGUGAGUUAAAUGAGCAAGCAGAUACCAACAGACCGAAUUACCUGGUGAAACCAACAGAAGCGAGCAAAAUGCUCGAAGCAGCUCUUCUUCAGAUGGAUGAUAUUCUAUCUGGAGUUGAAAAUAACGAAUCUAAAGAUGCCAUCAAAGACCUAACUAACAGUUUGGUAACUCUCCUUCAGAGUACACCCAGACCAUUGCGUCCACCGGAUGCUAAUACUGUACAGAUUUUAAUGGAAUGGCUGCAACCAUCGUGUUUACUGCAGGGCUUAGCCAAGGUGAUUGCCCUACACGGAAGCUUGCCAAACAUUUGCGCGGCAACCAAUGCUGCCCAAUCCGUUAACUUGCCCUUCUGUUGCAAUUCAUCCUAUUCAAGCAUUCCACUUGAAUUAGUUCAACGCGUUUCCAAAGAAUCAUCGGCCCACUGUGCCCCUGGACUUGGCUGUCCUGCAGGUCGCAAAGUGUGCAAUUGUUUAUCGUCGGUUCAUGCGGCCCAUCUGGCCUCUGGUUCUACCGCCGUCGGUCCUCUGGUAUCGGAAAAAAUAAUUAAUGGGAAUAACAAUCCACCCAACACCACGUCCGCCCGGGGCACGUGUUGCGUCGGUUCGAUAGAUCGUCGCAAGAGAAGAUUCAAAAGUAAAACCGACCGGUGCCAGAGGAUCAACAAAAGUCAAAGUGACUUGAUUAAUUACGAGAAAAAAAAUAAGCCCCAAUACUGCUCGCUACAACAUUUUAAAUACCACAACAAGUGCCCUGAACAUACAGAACAGGAACGUUUACAAAAGUUGGAGAACGAACGAAGUUCUCUGCACAUGGAAAUUUCCAUUUUGUCCGAACAACUGGACGCCCAGUCUUCAAAAAUCUUAGAGUUGGAAAAUGCAUUGAAAGACAAAAAGGAUGCCCUGAGGCUCAUGGAAGAGUCGCUACAGAAGGAGGUGUUGUCACGCAGUGCCUUGGAAACUCAAAAGUUGGAACUUUUGAGCUCGCUGUCCGAAAUGAAACUAAGGCAAGCAAAUUUGGAGCACGAAAAUUUAUCUUUACGCAGCACGAAUUUUUUGACCAAUAGCGAAAGAUUCAGCAGACAUGCCGGGCAUUACAGUAGCCUUCCCCGACCCCCUACUUCGCUCAAACGAGGCGUCGCAUUUGGUAAGACCAUCAUCAAACAAAACGACGAGUUGACCGGAUUAAUCACAUUUGAGUUAAAAUUUAGCUGCGAGGAUAAAAACUCCAUCGUGAUGGUGGACAAGGCGACUCCUACGAGGCCUUUCACUCAACUGUCCGUCGAAGAAAUUGGCGAUUGGCUGGCUAAUUUGGGCUUGGAGUCCUACACGAGUGAGCUCAAACGGUGGAACGCGACAGGGGCCAAAUUACUCGGCACGUCGACUAAUCAGCUCGAGAAGGAGCUCGACAUAAAAAACGCCAUGCACAGGAAAAAACUACUUUACGCCAUUGAAUCGGAAAAGAGCAGUGGCGCUGGAUUUUUCGGAUCGGAAAAGAUGGACAACGCCGCUGUGCUGCGUUGGCUGGACGACAUUGGCCUACCUCAGCACAAAGAAGCAUUUUUCAACGCAAAAAUCGACGGCCGCGUGCUCAACCGAUUGACGACGGAGGAUUUGUUUUACCUCAACAUUACCGGACAACUGCAUGCUGCAAGCUUACGUCGGGGUAUCCAGGUCUUGAGGGAGUUGAACUAUGAGUUUGACAACUUGGAGCGUCGGUCGGCUAAUAAUCCAGCCAGCGCGAACGAAGGAAGUCGAGUGGCCCUGUGGAGUAAUCAUCGGGUGAUGGAGUGGUUGAGGGUCGUCGAUUUGGCCGAGUACGCGCCAAACAUGCGGGGUUCGGGAGUCCACGGUGGCCUCAUGACUUACGAGCACCGUUUCAACGCUGAGCUCUUGGCCAGCUUGCUCAGUAUACCACCCGCGAAAACCCUACUUCGGAGACACCUAAACACCCACUUUAACGAAAUCAUCGGCAGAGACGUUGUUCAGUUGAAGCGGCAGAUGGAACAUACUCUUGGUUUUACGCCUCUUACGCUUACGGCUAGAUUAAAGACACCAAAGAGAACGCAAUUCACCCUUAAGCGUAAAAAAAGCAAAAACGAAAUGGAUUUUGGAAAUUUGGUUUGCCCAUUGGAAGACACUCCUCCAGGUACACCUCAAUCAUCAGCUUCGACGACAAGUCCGGGAAGCUCUAAUCUCAAUUCACCCACAUUUUAACCGCAAUCAUCAAUCAUUCAAAUUAUACAUGCCAUCAUCUCACGACUAUACUAACCUACAGGGAAGCUUCGCCAGAAACAAAUCAAAAGAGAAUAAUUGGC